ACUAGUGAGACACGUCGCAGUGACUCCGACGAUAAUAAUAUUAUAAAAAACUCAAUUCAACUGAAAACAUACAAAUCAUUCAGGAACAAAUUAAAAGAAUUAAUAAUUACACGUGAAAAAACUGCUAUUUGUUGGCGUUUACGACGGAUCAACAAUCCGCUGUUUCAACAGAAAUGAAUUCUGCAAAAAUUAAAGUCAACAACGUCGAUAUUAAUUAUUUUAAAGUCGGAAAUGGACCACAGAAACUGUUGAUAUUUCCAGGAGCACUAGGUCAAGUCAGUGAUUUUACACCGCUUACGGAAAAUCUCGACCAAGCAAAAUACACUAUAUAUGUAUGGGAUCCCCCGGGUUACGGUUCGAGUCGACCGCCGAACAGAGAUUUUUCACCGGGAUUUCUGUACCGGGACGCCGACUGCGCAAUCGCACUCAUGGAGGCGUUGGGCGUCGACAGGUACUCGAUGUUGGGCUGGUGCAACGGCGGGUGCACCGCGCUGAUCGCAGCUUCCAGAGCCGCCGACCGAGUGGACAAGCUGGUGGUGUGGAGCUGCAACGCGUACGUCACCGGCAAAGAUCUCGAGUCUUACGAGACGACUCGCGACGUGCACAGCUGGCCAGAUCAGUGGAGACUGCCGCAGUUCGAAUUGUACGGCGAGAGGUACGUGUCGGACACGUGGUCCGGGUGGAUAGACGCGUCCCGGACGAUUCUCGACGAGGGUGGUGGCGACGUGUGUAAGGGCGCUCUGGCACAGAUCGACGCGCCCACGCUCAUCCUUCACGGGGCACAGGACGUCUUAGUGGCGGUCGAACACGCCUUGUAUCUGCAUGAGAACAUCAAGAGCUCGACACUUGAAAUAUUUCCAAAUGGCAAGCAUAUCAUACAUUUUAUGUUCCCAGAAAAAUUCAUUUCGAUGGUGGAUAACUUUCUUACUUCUAUACAGUAAUAAAUUAGUUGCUCCUUAUUAUUUUAUACUUGUAUCAUUAAUUUAUAUUAAAUAUUUAUUAAUACAUAUUAUUUUACACUACAACCUAAGUAACCUAACACUUAUUGAAAAAUAACA
This is a messenger RNA of Myzus persicae (green peach aphid), 1058 nucleotides long. Its product is annotated as valacyclovir hydrolase-like. Bases 174 to 941 code for a protein of 255 amino acids. The transcript is spliced from 6 exons. NCBI's taxonomy places the organism in Eukaryota, Metazoa, Arthropoda, Insecta, Hemiptera, Aphididae. The record is from RefSeq and is a predicted model, not a curated record.